This is a messenger RNA of Phyllopteryx taeniolatus (common seadragon), 3008 nucleotides long. It is a transcript of the gene sf3b2, whose product is annotated as splicing factor 3b, subunit 2. Gene Ontology annotation, biological process: mRNA splicing, via spliceosome. The transcript is spliced from 21 exons. Gene Ontology annotation, cellular component: catalytic step 2 spliceosome; U12-type spliceosomal complex; nucleus. The record is from RefSeq and is a predicted model, not a curated record. Lineage: Eukaryota; Metazoa; Chordata; Actinopteri; Syngnathiformes; Syngnathidae. Bases 375 to 2915 code for a protein of 846 amino acids.
GGAUGGUUGUUUUUUUGUUUUUUGAGUUCGAGCUCACUGCUCAAACCACUUCAACAUUUAACUGACACACACACACACACACAGGUAAACAUUCUUACAUAAUAGCUAUAAAUAAUAAUGUUACAUGAUGGUAUGAUAACGCAUCGAUGAAAUAUUUUUUUAAUUUAAAAUAAAAUACAAAAACAGAUAGAAUUGUGGGGAAGUGAUAUGCAUUGUCAACAUAAAUAUGUUAUAAUCAACUUAAACGCCGGUAUAAUAUUACAGCGACGUCUUCGGGCACUUUUCGGUAUACGACUACAUUUCCCAGCAGUCAUUGCACCUAAUCCAUUGCGUGCCACACGCGCCGCCAUUGUUGCAUCCAUUGAAAAUUCGACAUGGCCUCCGACGCGCCACCGGGAGCUGAAGCUCACCAGUCCGAUUUGGGGAGUGCUAUCGCGGCUUUGAAUUCCUGGAGCCACCCGCACCUCCAAGCCAAGCUGGCCGAACUGGGCGCACCCGUCAUUGGUCCAAGAGAAGAGUUGAUUGACAGACUGAAAACGUACAUGAUCCAGACGGGCAUCCUGUUGGUAAAACCUCAUGAUGACAAUGGCGUGGGGCCUCAGAUGCCUCCCGGGAUGGGGGGAAUGCUCCACGGGCCGAUGAACAUGAUGCCCGCCGGCAUGCACAUGCCCAUGGAGGGCCCUGGCCUGCCGCCCCCGGGCCUGUCGCAGGACGACCAGCUGAAGAUGGCGCAGCAGAGGGCGGCGAUGUUGAUGCAGCAGGAGGAGCAUGAUUCCCGGGUCAUGGAGGACCAGGACCUCCUGGAGCAACAAAACAGGGCCGCCAUGCUGUUGGAGCAGGAGCGGCACCAGGACAUGGUCAAGAUGCAGCAGGGUCCGCCGGGUAGGGCGAUGGCCCCCGUCACCGCAGUCCAACUGGCUUUGGAUCCUCACGGGGGGCUGCCUCCCGGCAUCGCCAUGCUGGCCGCCCAGAGACAUAGAUUGCCGCCGCCCCCGGGGGAGGACAAUAGGGAGGCCUGGCAGAGCGACGAGAUCAGUAUCGGGGGCCCGAAGAUCCCUCAGGCCCUGGAGAAGAUCCUGCAGCUGAAGGAGAUCCGACAGGAGCAGCACGUGGACCCCGCAGAAGCAGCAGAAGACGACGCGCAUAUGGGCGCCAGCAACUCUGCGCUCGGAGCGCUGGAGGCGGGAGACGACGACGGCCGCAUGUCCAAGAAGGACAAGAACCGCCGGCGCAGGAACCGCAAGAAGAAGAGCAAGAGCAAGCGCGCUCAGGAGAAGAAGAAGGAGAAGGGCAACGAAAAGGAGGACGGCAGCGAGAAGGACGAGGACCCCGAAGUGGAGAUCGAGUAUGUCGCAGAGGAGCCGGACAUCUAUGACUCCGGCUACAUCGUCUUCAAGCGCAUCUUUGACGCAUUCAAGCUCACUGACGAUCUGAAGAAAGAGAAGGAGAAGGAGCCGGAAAAGGCGGAAAAGCAGGAAAUCGGCUUCCUCAGGAAGAAAGGCUUCGAAUUAGAGAAGAAAGACAGCGACGACAGUGAUGAGGAACUCCGCCCAGAUGUUCCCAAGUUGUCAAAGAAGAAGUUGAGGAGGAUGAAUCGUCUCACUGUGGCCGAGCUCAAGCAGCUGGUAGCCCGCCCGGACGUGGUGGAGAUGCACGACGUGACGGCGCAGGAGCCCAAACUGCUGGUGCACCUCAAGGCUACCCGGAACACGGUCCCGGUUCCUCGCCACUGGUGCUUCAAGCGCAAGUACCUUCAGGGCAAGAGGGGCAUUGAGAAGCCACCCUUCCAGCUCCCGGAAUUCAUCAGGAGGACUGGCAUCCAGGAGAUGAGGGAGGCCCUGCAGGAGAAGGAGGACGCCAAAACCAUGAAAACCAAAAUGAGGGAGAAAGUUCGUCCCAAGAUGGGAAAGAUCGAUAUCGACUACCAGAAACUUCACGACGCCUUCUUCAAGUGGCAGAUCAAACCCAAGCUGACCAUCCACGGCGACCUUUACUAUGAGGGUAAAGAGUUCGAGACCCGCCUGAAGGAGAAGAAGCCGGGCGACCUUUCCGAGGAGCUGCGCAUCGCGCUGGGAAUGCCGGUCGGCCCUAACUCGCACAAGGUUCCUCCCCCCUGGCUGAUCGCCAUGCAGAGGUAUGGCCCCCCUCCGUCCUACCCCAACCUCAAAAUCCCCGGACUCAACUCGCCCAUCCCAGAGAACUGCACCUUUGGUUACCACGCCGGCGGCUGGGGGAAGCCCCCCGUGGACGAGAUGGGCAAACCGCUUUACGGCGACGUGUUUGGGACCAACUCGGCGGACUUCCAGGCCAAAGCGGAGGAGGAAGAAGUGGACCGCACCCCGUGGGGCGAGCUCGAGCCGUCUGAUGAGGAGUCGUCCGAGGAAGAGGAGGAGGAGGAGGAGAGCGAUGAGGAGAAACCGGACGAGACUGGAUUCUUCACACCAGCGGACAGCGGGCUGAUCACACCCGGAGGCUUCUCGUCCGUCCCCGCCGGCAUGGAGACGCCUGAACUCAUCGAGCUGAGGAAGAAGAAGAUCGAGGAGGCAAUGGACGGCAACGAGACGCCUCAGUUGUUUACCGUCCUUCCCGAGAGACGAACGGGCCCGGUGGGCGCCGCCAUGAUGGCUUCCACGCACAUCUACGACAUGUCAGCGGCCAUGGCGGGGCGCAAGGCCGGCAUCGGCGAUACGCACGGCGUGGAGGUGGCGCUGGGACCCGACGAGUUGGAGCUCGACCCGAUGGCCAUGACUCAGAAGUACGAGGAACAUGUGCGUGAGCAGCAGGCGCAGGUGGAGAAGGAGGACUUUAGCGACAUGGUGGCCGAGCACGCCGCCAAACAGAAGCAAAAGAAGAGGAAGGCUCAACCGCAGGACACGCGAGGCGGUGCCAAGAAGUACAAAGAGUUCAAAUUCUAAACAAAAAGACAUUUUAUUUCCUAAGUUUUUUUCCUAUGUUGUGAGAACCCUGUUGUGUUUCCUGAUUUUUGUAAAUAAAUACCAUCCAAACAA